Gordionus sp. m RMFG-2023 is the source of this 1452-nucleotide messenger RNA. RefSeq names its product NEDD4 family-interacting protein 1-like. Bases 125 to 1006 code for a protein of 293 amino acids. Gene Ontology annotation, cellular component: Golgi apparatus; perinuclear region of cytoplasm; endoplasmic reticulum. Gene Ontology annotation, molecular function: WW domain binding. The record is from RefSeq and is a predicted model, not a curated record. Gene Ontology annotation, biological process: metal ion transport; ubiquitin-dependent protein catabolic process; vacuolar transport. NCBI's taxonomy places the organism in Eukaryota, Metazoa, Nematomorpha, Gordioida, Chordodea, Parachordodidae. The transcript is spliced from 6 exons.
AGACGCAAUGCAUUUGAUAAUAUUAUUGACAUCCAUCUAAUGAUUAUGAUACCACGUGACCUGCUUAAAUUAGGCAUAUCUAGCACAAUAUAUUAUUCCUUACGAAUAUUUUAAUGUUAAAGAUAUGAGCAUUGAAGAAGACGAUAAUAUAGAUAACACAGAUUCAAUGAUACCAACCUCAUUACCUUCUAAUGCCAACAUUAACCCUAGUAACCACCUCCCUUUAACCCAAUCCCAAUCACCUGCUCCACUGUUAAACAUUCCUCCCAUUACGGCAGUAUCGUUCUCAUCAUCUUCUGAACUACAACCACUCAAUCAUAACCUACAACAAAAUCCAACCGGUUCUCUAACACCGGCAGUAGAUCAAAACCUGAGCACCUCUCCAUCGAUGCUACCCGUUUUCGAUAACCCGUCCUCUACUUCCGGUUCUAAACCUCCUGGAUAUUCUGAGUGCCCACCUCCUGAUUAUGGAACUGCUACGCGACUCCCCUCCUACGAAGAAGCCGAGCGCGUCAAAAGGGAAGCGGUCAUUCCGCCUACCGUUCAGCCACAGCUUUAUUCGGUUGUGAUGGAAGACACCAUAGACUCGGGAAUGACAACUGGGCGUGAACGCGUUGGUGAUAUUGCGGACGCGAGGCGGGAUCCAGAACCCAGUGCGGCACGCUACAGCAUAUUUCCUUUUAGUCUGAUGAGCCAAGAUUGGCGGAGCACUACUCAAGAUUUGAUCGGUUCCGACACGGCAUUCUUGACAAGCUUUUUAAUCGCCUUUAUUUUCAACUGGAUCGGGUUUUUGUUCGCGAUAUGCGUAUCCCAGACGAUUGCCGGAAGAUGCGGAGCUCUCUCGGGGUUCGGUUUGUCUAUCAUCAAAUGGACAUUCAUUGUCAAACAUUCUUUAAAUUACACAUCGGCUGAAAUUUGGUUGUGGUGGCUUCUUAUAAUACUAGGAGCUUUACUCUUUUGCAAAGGUUGCAUUCAAUAUCUGCAAUCAAGACCUUUCGCCCUAUAAAACCUUAGCGCAAAUUCUUGGAAUUUAGAUAAUGGCAUUUGAAGACAUUACAUAAUUAGAUGAAUUAUUUUUUAUUUUAAUAAUAUUAUAAUGUAUUUGUUUUUUAAAAAUUAAAUUAUAAAAACUAACGCGACAUUGCUUCUAUUAUUUUCUCACCUUUAAAAAAUCUUACUUCACAAAAUAAUUAUUCACUUUUUUUUUGCACCAUUCCAUCAAACGUGUUUAUUUUAUGCUAAAACAUUAAUUGAGCAUUUACAAUUUCAUUAUCAAAUAAAUAACUUAAUCCAUCCUUCCCCAACAUUAUUAGCACUAUGUAUUACGAUUCACUAUAAAGUUACGUUAUAAUAUAGAAAUUAUUUAUUAAUGGGCUAAUAAUUUUAGAAAGGCCUAAAAUAUUAUAUCUAUUUUUUGUUAUAUUUAUCUCGUUAAUUAUUAUAUCACCAGCA